AUGACUUGUAUAGCUAGCAUUUCUACAUCACAGACUUUAAGUAGACAAGUUUCUAAAACAGACUAUCUGAAAAGAAUGAAAGCAGUAAACUGGACAAAAAAGUUAGCUGAAGAUGCUUUCAUAGACCCAGUGAAAGAACUCCAGUCUUAUGUUGCCACUCCUAUACUGUCUGAUAAUGAGAAGCUGUUCACCCCUUCUGAUGAGGCAGUGAAGGAAGGGGAGGGGGUAUUUCAGUCUGUGAAGCUUAUUAAGAGUGUGGCAAGUCUGGAUAAGUUACCUGAUGAAAAUGUGCCAGAGGUUGCAGUAAUUGGCAAGAGUAAUGUCGGAAAAUCCUCCCUUCUUCAGGCGCUAUUUUCCAGCACCCCAAACAUUGUCAAGACAGGAAAGAAACCAGGACAAACUCAGACGCUGAACUUCUUUGAUGUUGAUGGGAAAUUCCGCCUAGUGGAUGUUCCAGGGUUUGGGUACAAUAUGCCUGCCAAUUACCAUGAGCUGGUGGAAGGAUAUCUGACCAGCAGGAAGAAUCUUUGCCGGACAUUGUGCCUGAAGAGUGGCUCAACUAGAUAUCCCGUGGACAAGCUUGGGAAGGAUAUGAUUAGUGAGAUGGGAAUACCCUAUGUGAUCGUAUUGACGAAGAUAGACAGGUUUUCACCACAUCUGCUACUGAAAACUUUCUUGGAAACUAAGCAAACAUACAUUCAGACAGGAGGAAAUUGCUUCCCACAACUCUUUGUAGUAAGUUCCUUGACUGGUGCAGGUAUCCCGUUCCUGCAGACAUUUAUUGCCCACAUCACUGGAAAUUUGAAAAGCCCCAUGUUUACUGUACAGGAGAAGGAACUGGCAAAAGAAUCGCCAAGCAUAUUUGCUGUAUAUUGAGGCAGAAACAAAGAGCAUGCUGAAGGAAAACAUCACAGAGUCCAUAUUUAAGAAAAUGCUGAAAGUUAUCAGAACAUGCUUUUAUGUCUCACAGGGCUAAUUUAUUGUAUUAGCAAAAUUCAUUUUUAUUUUUUGAUUGGAAUCACUGAUAUGCUGCUCCAGUGACUGGUUUUGAGUAACUUUCUCUGCUCUGGGACGAACACGCUAAAUAAAUAUUCCUUUUUUUAUGAACUUUUAUAACUUUCUUUACUAUAGAAUUGAUAUCCAUCAAAUUGGUAACUUUUUUUUCAGAAUAAUGUUUGUGACAUAUUUUGUUUCCAUUCUUAAUGAAAAUAUGAAUUAUUGAUAUGAUUGUUUGGGCGUGUUGUCAUGUUGAAUUUUACAAACAAGGAAUCUGUAUAUUAAAGGGAACAUAACUGCCAUUGUCCAUUUCUGGCAUAUAUGUUUUUCUCAUUGAUUAAUUAAAUGUAAAGACAAAAGAAUUACAGAUGUGAUCAGAAUGUUAUUGUCUAUUAAUUGUCGCUAGAUAUACUCUCCGUUUCAAAAUCAAAAUUUAUCAUUUUGCAAGUCUCUAAUAUGAACGCUAAAUAUGAAACAGAAUCCGAUAUUUGUGCUGCAGUAAAGAAAAAAACAUAAGAGCAAAACUUAACCAGGUUAAAAAAAUUAAGCAAAUAUUACUUUAUGCUUUUAAAAUGUGACAGAUGCUUAAGGAUAUUGUCACCCUACGCCCAAAACUCCUAAUUUACUGCCUUACACACAUUCUUUUGGGUAAAAGAUCCAUCUUCAGUGUUCAUUGACUAAAUUAAUUAACAUUUACACAUAUGUCAUCUAACGGGUCACAUCAUAAUUGCGAUUUGGGGGUAAAAACUGAAAAAGCAGUUCCUCAAAUAUCUCUUUGACCUGAGCAUCCACCAUCAUCGUUUCCAAGCAAAUUUAAUGACGCCAUUUAGUGCUUCAAAGCCCUGCCAUCGAUUUUUCUUAAAGACUUAGUUUAGAUUUUAUCGUUGAUAAAGCAAAGUAAUCCCUUUCUUUAAUGAAAAUCUGUAAUUAGGGCCUCAUAACUCCAUAGCAAAAAAUAAAUAAUAAAACAAAAUGACGACACGCCCAUACACUCGUGGACAACAAUGCCAAUUUUUGUGAUAAAAUCUUGUUCAGGGAUGGAGUUACGCCCCAUACCGACUACUAUCUCACCUCACAAAAGAAAGGUAUUUUAACAAUUCCUAUGCUUAUACAUUGCAAAGAGAAUUAUAAGCGCUAAUAUUGAUGUUUCCGAAGGU
This is a messenger RNA of Lingula anatina, 2153 nucleotides long. Its product is annotated as GTP-binding protein 8. Lineage: Eukaryota; Metazoa; Brachiopoda; Lingulata; Lingulida; Lingulidae. The record is from RefSeq and is a predicted model, not a curated record. Gene Ontology annotation, cellular component: mitochondrion. Gene Ontology annotation, molecular function: GTP binding.